Molecule: messenger RNA, 2336 nt
Organism: Arabidopsis lyrata subsp. lyrata
Lineage: Eukaryota; Viridiplantae; Streptophyta; Magnoliopsida; Brassicales; Brassicaceae
Product: pentatricopeptide repeat-containing protein At1g64100
Molecular function (GO): protein binding
Source: RefSeq, a predicted model, not a curated record
CACACUAUAUCCAGUUAUCCACACUCUCCUUUAUGGUUAGAGAGAUCGAGAAGUGUGAAAAAAAGAAAAGAAACAAAAAUCAGGCGAAACAACAAAAAUGUUGGCUAGGGUUUUGAGAUCUGAAUCUGCUACGAGAUUGAUCAGUAGGAGACUGAUUCAUGGACGUGUCGCAAAGAAAGGUACGAUAUCAACAAAGAGUUUACCUUCUUUGAGCCAAGGAACAUUUGGAGGAGAGGAAUUGAAAUUGACAAGUGGUUCUCAUUAUAUCAAAAGCUUAGAUGAUGCGAUCGAAUUGUUCGAUGAAAUGGUUAGAUCUCGUCCCUUGUAUUCGGCAAUUGAUUUCAAUAAAUUAAUUGGUGUCUUCGUGAAGAUGGAUCGACCCGAUGUUGCGAUUUCUUUGUAUCGGAAGAUUGAAAUGCGGAGGAUUCCAUGUAAUAUCUACAGCUUCAAUAUUCUACUGAAAUGUUUCUGCAGCUGUCAUAAGUUGUCCUUUGCUCUGUCUACAUUUGGCAAGGUCACAAAACUUGGUUUCCAGCCCGAUGUUGUUACGUUUAACACGCUGCUCCACGGGUUAUGUCUCGAAGAUAGGAUUUCUGAAGCGGUUGCUUUAUUUGAUCAUAUGGUUGAAACUGGAUGUCAACCCAAUGUCGUGACUUUUACCACACUAAUGAACGGUCUUUCCCGCGAGGGUUGAGUUCUUGAAGCAGUAGCUCUGUUUGAUCGAAUGGUUGAAACGGGAUGUAGACCCAAUGUUAUUACAUUCAACACGCUAAUGAACGGUCUCUCUCGAGUUCUCGAAACAGUAGCUUUGGUCAAUAAAAUGGUAGAAAAAGGUCUACACCCUGAUGUUGUUACUUAUAAUACAAUUGUAAAUGGCAUGUGUAAGAUGGGUGACACUGUUUCGGCCUUGAAUCUGUUAAAGAAGAUGGAGCAAAACCGCAUCAAAGCCAACGUGGUUACUUAUAAUGCCAUCAUGGAUCGUUUUUGCAAAGACGGGCAUCAUUGCGAUGCUCAAAAUCUAUUCAGUGAAAUGCACGAUAAAGGAAUUGUGCCAGAUGUGUUUACCUACACCUGUAUGAUAGACGGUUAUUGUAGCUUUGGUAGAUGGAGUGAUGCCCAAAGAUUGUUGCGUGAUAUGAUUGAGAUGGAGAUCAAUCCUGAUGUUGUAACUUUCAAUGCAUUGAUCAGUGCAUCAGUCAAAGAAGGGAAGUUCAUUGAGGCUGAAAAUUUUUGGGACGAGAUGCACCAUAGGGGUAUAUAUCCUAAUACAGUCACCUAUAACUCAAUGAUUGAUGGAUUUUGCAAGCAUGAUCGUCUAGAUGAUGCGAAACGCAUGUUUGAUUUGAUGGCUAAUAAGGACUGCUCUCCAAACAUAGUGAGUUUUAAUACUCUCAUUGAAGGAUACUGUAGGGCUAAGAGGGUUGACGAUGGGAUGCAACUUUUCCACGAGAUGUCUAGAAGAGGACUAGUUGCUGAUACAAUUACUUACAACACUCUAAUUCACGGGUUCUGUCAAUUAGGCAAUCUUGGUUCUGCACAAGACCUUUUCCAGGAGAUGAUUUCUCAGGGUGUGUGUCCUGGUACCAUUACUUGUAACAUUUUGUUGUAUGGUUUCUGCGAAAAUGCGAAACUAGAAGAAGCACUGGAAUUGUUUGAGGUUAUCCAAAAGAGUAAGAUUGAUCUUGAUACUGUUACUUAUAGCAUCAUCAUCCAUGGAAUGUGCAAGGGUGGUAAGGUGGACGAAGCAUGGGACUUAUUCUGUAGUCUGCCCAUCGAUGGUGUGGAGCCUGAUGUUCAAACUUACAAUAUAAUGAUAUCUGGAUUCUGUGGAAAAUGUGCAAUCUCAGAAGCAACUGCAUUAUUGUAGAAAAUGAAGGACAAUGGACAUGUACCAGAUGACUGCACAUACAAUACUCUAAUUAGAGGAUGCCUUAGACCUGGUGAAAUAGCUACAUCAGUUGAACUUAUCAGGGAGAUGCGAAGCAACGGGUUCUGCCGUGAUGCAAACACCAUGAAAAUGGUUGUUAAUAUGGUAUCUGCUGGUAAAUUGGACAAGAGCCUUUUGGAUAUGUUGUCUUAGUGUUUCUUGUGAAGAGGUCUUAUAACAUGUGCUUGAGAAAAGACAGAAAUCUUAAGAGAAGCCACAAAAGGUGAGUGUCUGAGGAACAAUUAACGUGGUAGAUCUUCUUUGUGUCUUACUGUGUUCUCUUGUUUACACAAGACCCUUUGAAUUGAUGUCAACUCUGUUUGGAAUAGCUUGGCUAAUCUGAUUUCCUUGCACUCAAAAGUUUGUAGCUUUUACAUAUGACAUAGGUAUCAAAACUGUUUGUUUUUCA